Molecule: messenger RNA, 3084 nt
Organism: Menidia menidia (Atlantic silverside)
Lineage: Eukaryota; Metazoa; Chordata; Actinopteri; Atheriniformes; Atherinopsidae
Source: the annotation of a GenBank genome assembly
CUCAUAUCAAUGUAUGUGUGCGUGCGUUUUACUGAGUUGCAUGAUAUCACACACUUUUUCAAAGGACGGCCCCCAAAACGACUCAAUGAGCAGGGUGAGAACAAGACUUUGCAGGCAGGGUGUUUGAAAGGGGAUGAGGAAAGGAGGCUUGGUAGCUGGAUAGAUGGUAGUGUAGAACAAGUUAGACACAGGUAAAUACAGCAGAUACUUCUCCCAGAAACCAUCUGUUUAAGUUUAGGUAUUAAGCUCCCGUAUUCUUCUAAAUAGACAUAACUUUUUGGCAGUUAUUCAUUUAUUAUUCCUAAACUUUCUUUGAGGGAAGCAGGUCUGCAUCGCCCUUUUCCAUCCUGGCCGAGCCUGGAGUAACCCUGACUCCCCACCAUGAAGACCUUCUGCGUGUCUGUUGUUCUGCUGCACUUCAUCUGGACUUGCUACUGCCAAUUUCCUCGGCCAUGCGCCAACUCGGAGGGGCUACGGACCAGAGAGUGCUGUCCGGUGUGGGCAGGGGACGGCUCGCCCUGCGGCGCCCUGUCAGGCCGGGGAUUCUGCACAGAGGUGUUGGUCUCAGAUGAGCCCAACGGGCCUCAGUACCCACACAGCGGGAUCGACGACAGGGAGCGCUGGCCUUUGGCUUUCUACAACCGGACGUGUCGUUGUGCUGGAAACUACGGCGGCUUUAACUGUGGCGAAUGCAGGUUUGGUUACUGGGGUGCGAACUGUGCUGAGUACAGGGAGUCGGUGCGCAGGAACAUCCUGACCAUGUCAACUGCUGAGCAACAGAAGUUUGUGUCUUAUCUCAACCUGGCCAAAAACACCGUCAGCCGUGACUAUGUCAUCUCUACAGCAACGAGAGCAGAGAUGGGGGAAAACGGUGAGAACCCCAUGUUCUCUGACAUCAACACCUAUGACCUGUUUGUUUGGAUACACUACUAUGUAUCCAGAGACACCUUUCUGGGAGGACCAGGGAACGUAUGGAGAGACAUCGACUUUGCUCAUGAAUCGGCAGCAUUUCUGCCUUGGCACAGAGUCUUCCUGCUUCACUGGGAGAACGAGAUAAGAAAACUAACAGGAGAUUUUAACUUCACCAUCCCAUACUGGGACUGGAGGGAUGCCCAGUCCUGUGAGGUGUGCACCGAUGCUCUGAUGGGGGGACGCAGCUCCCUCAAUCCCAACCUCAUCAGCCCGGCUUCUGUCUUCUCCUCAUGGAAGGUGAUCUGCACCCAGCCAGAGGAGUACAACAACAGAGAAGCAUUGUGUAAUGCCACCUCAGAGGGCCCACUGUUGCGUAACCCCGGCAACCAUGAUCCAAACCGCGUGCCGCGGCUUCCUACGAGAGCUGAUGUGGAUUUCACUGUGGGCCUCCCCGACUAUGAGACGGGGCCCAUGGACCGAUUCGCCAACAUGAGCUUCAGAAAUGUCUUGGAAGGCUUUGCCAGUCCAGAGACGGGCAUGGCUGUGCCAGGGAUGAGCACCAUGCACAACUCUCUGCAUGUCUUCAUGAACGGCUCCAUGUCUUCUGUGCAGGGUUCGGCCAACGACCCCAUAUUCCUGCUGCACCAUGCUUUCAUUGACAGCAUCUUUGAGCGUUGGCUUAGGACCCAUCAGCCUAUCCGAACCAACUACCCUCGUGCCAAUGCUCCCAUUGGCCACAACGACGGCUACUACAUGGUGCCCUUCAUACCUCUCUACAGAAAUGGGGAAUAUUUCCUGUCCAACAAGGCUCUGGGAUAUGAAUACGCCUACCUGUUGGACCCUGGCCAGAGGUUUGUGCAGGAGUUCCUGACACCUUACCUGCAGCAGGCCCAGCAGAUAUGGCAGUGGCUCCUAGGGGCCGGGCUGAUUGGAGCUGUGAUUGCUACACUCGCUGCUGUGCUCCUUGUUCUCGCAAGAAGGAAAUGGAGGCGUAACCAGAGGAAGAAGAGGGCACCGAGUUAUGGAGAGAGACAGCCCCUGCUGCAGAGCAGCUCGGAGGAAGGUUCAUCAUCGUACCAGACCACUCUUUAACACACACAGAUCCCACCCAUAUUGUUUAACAUGACUAUAAAAAUACUCAGGAUGACAUUUUUUUUCAUCAAGCCCAUGAAUUAGAUUAAUCUAGUUCCAAGAUUACCUGUCAUCUAUUCAAUUCAAUAAAUCCAACACUGAUUUUAAAAUUUGUUUAAGAUGGUGAAGCAUAUAAAAAUCAUGUAUGUAUUUAUACCUUAACCUAUAGAAGAGAUAUUGUGUGUGAAGCCGUUGCCUUUAGGAUAUUUACCUACAAAAGAAAAUAAAUUAAGUCCAUUUAUUUUCUGGUGGGAGUUCUGCAAAAUGUGAAAUGACCCAAUCUUAGCAGAAAAAAAAUGGGGACUACCUGUCAAACUGACAACUCUUCCAAGAUUUGGGACUAAUCAGCCAGAUAUUAUAGAAGCAUUAAAAUAACCCAAACAAGAGUGUACUCAUCAGAAACCUACAUGGCUAAAGGUUCUCGCACUCACUUACGGCAGAAAAUGACAGAACCUGAGUCAACAAAGUGAUUAUGCUGCUUUUUUUCCCCUGUGGACCGACACCUUACAUAACUAUCCUUGUAUUAACACUUUAUUUGGGAGUAGUGAAGUUUACAGGCUGCAUACCAUGCACUAGCACACACCUUUAAUGCUGGCCAAAGUAUGGCAGCAUAAUAUGAACCAAUUAUACUGUCUUUUAAGUUUACAAAUUGACCCUUUGCAGAAAAAAACUGAAUGUCAAACACACUCUGGUGUUUUACCAAAGGUGCUAAAGUGUCAUUCGUUUGAUAUUGUCACACGCAGCAAAGAAAUUAGAAAAAUGAUGACAAUCAAUCAUGAGAUUGUACAUGUUGCAUUAAAGCCUGAUUCCAUCCGCAUGUCUGCUUUGUUUUUCUCAGAUACUUUUUAAUCUAUUAAAGAAUAUAUUUUGCAUGUAUUUCGACAAAAAUAGUCAUAUGUGUAAAUGUGUUGAUGAUAAGUGUAUUGAUGCCAGCCUUGGCAGCUGAUAAAUGCCAUCCCAUAUGGCCUCUGUAAGCAUCUCGUAUAGAUAGGAAAGUUUAGAAGACUAAAUUAGCUCUAAUUAAUGUUGGGAAAUAGCCUA